CCGCACAACAGGCACCGGGCGGCGUACCGGGAGCGGCGGCACACCCGGCGCAGGGGCGCGUCCUCCCUCCCUCUCGGCGGCAGCGUCGCUCGGGGGCUCCGCGGUGGCUCCCCCCCGCCCUCGUCCCCACCCUCACGGCUCGGCUCGGCGCUGCGCUGCCAGCGCGGCCCCCGCCCGGAGCAGCUCCGCCGUGCCGCUGGCGGGCGACGCGCGGCCGCGGGGUGGCUUGAGGGCGGUGAGGCGGGACAGCGCCUCCUCACAGCUGCCGCGUGGGGCGCGGCGAGCGCCGGGGCUGCCCGGGAGGUGCCGCCGUUCGCCCGCUCUAGGCGUGACACAACGAGGCGCGGCGGGCGCAUACCGGCGCCAUCGCCCGCCGCACCGGAGGGGCGCCGGCACCCGCACCCGGCUGUGUCCCGCCGGCCCGCGCGGGGGCGCCGUCCGCCGCCGGGCCGGGAGUCCGCCGGUGCCUCACCGCCCCGCUUCCGGUGUGUGCCGGAAGCGGGAGCCGCAUAGCUUCCGGGUUGCGGCCACCGGCGGCGAUGGCGGGGCUGUCGCGCACGCUCGGCAUCUUCGGCGGCUUCGUGGCCGUGGUGGGGGCGGCCUUUUACCCCAUCUACUUCCGGCCGCUGCUGCUGCCGGAGGAGUACAUAAUGUCCUUUCUGUUCUGUUUUCCAGAGAAAGAACAGUCAAUAAACCGAGCUGGUAUUGUUCAAGAGGAUAUUCAGCCUGCAGGUGUUUUGAAUACAGAUAACUAAUGCUGGUACCACUGAAGUUCCUUGUAUUGAAGGAAGUGCACUGAUAAAGAGUGAAGAAUACCCAUCUGAAACCAAAGAGAUGGUGAAUAAAGACGAAGAAAAGGCAGCAAAAAGGGGAAGAACAUACAGGUGACAGAAGAAAGAAGUGACACAAAGAUGGGAGAAAUGCAGACAAAGCAAUUGUUAGGAAAUUAAUCAGGGAAUUACCCCAACAUACUAGAAAUCUGUCAGUUCCACAGGUGAAUGGGACCCACUCUGGUAGAUAACGCUGUCCUAGCUUCUACCACUUCACUUUUAAAACGUAAAAUCUGUCCCGAUCCUCAGAUGUCUUCAGCCACUAUGUCCAUGUUCUUGCAAGUGCUGUGCAAGAAAAACUCAUGCACACCAGCUCUGACAGAGCAGUGAAUACAGCAGGUGAAAAAACAGAAAGCUAAUUAAAAAUAAAUAUUAGAAUGCUGCUGCAAUUCCAUCAUGGGGCUUGACAUGAAAUGAAUUUUAAUUUAAAAAUAAGGGGCAAACAGUUCUUUUUAUAUUCUUAAUUUUUUCCUCCAUGACUCUUAAGGGCACCACAGUCAUGAUGCUUUGUUGCUCCCUAAGUUUUCCAACUGGAAGGGAGUUUGUUGAGUAAGUGAAACAAUAGAUGUGAAAACAGUAAGGGAAGGAACAUCCCCAUAACUCUGCUAAACUUGUUACAUUCCAUAGCAGAGUGAAGUGAGAAAAAAAACAAACAAAAUUAAAUUUGAAAUCUUUUGUUGGAUUUUGUUUUAAAACUUUCUGUGAAAAGAUUCAAUAGAUUUUUUUUUUUCAAUACCCAGACCUUCACCUGGCUGUAAUGUUUGGUUGCUGUUAGAAAACUUCAGACUUGGAUUCCUCAGACUGUUUCAUUCACCUAUGUCAGCCAAAAUGCCAGAGAAACAAUUUGGGCAUGCAGGGCCUAAACAGGAAGGGUUUAAAAUGUUGACCCAUCAUUCAGAAAGUAAAGAUCAGGAUUUAUUUCCUUCUUUUUCACAUGCUGCAGCAGAAAUUGUCUCCAAUUUCAGUGAUCUUGAAUAAAAAUCAUUUUGCUGGCACAAUGUGGAAAACAGAGAAAAUAUGAAAUAAAAGGCGUUGAGUCAAAAGCUAUAGUUAACUGACCAAGUUGUUAU
This is a messenger RNA of Harpia harpyja (harpy eagle), 1900 nucleotides long. RefSeq names its product small integral membrane protein 20 (gene SMIM20). The transcript has 3 exons. Gene Ontology annotation, biological process: mitochondrial respiratory chain complex IV assembly. Bases 540 to 755 code for a protein of 71 amino acids. The record is from RefSeq and is a predicted model, not a curated record. Gene Ontology annotation, cellular component: mitochondrial inner membrane. Lineage: Eukaryota; Metazoa; Chordata; Aves; Accipitriformes; Accipitridae.